This is a messenger RNA of Medicago truncatula (barrel medic), 1155 nucleotides long. RefSeq lists its product as uncharacterized. The record is from RefSeq and is a predicted model, not a curated record. NCBI's taxonomy places the organism in Eukaryota, Viridiplantae, Streptophyta, Magnoliopsida, Fabales, Fabaceae. Bases 289 to 885 code for a protein of 198 amino acids. The transcript has 8 exons.
AUAUUUAUAAGAGCUUAGUUCAUCACCAAAACUAAGCUCCGCCCCAGCCCCUUCCUGGCGCCGCUCCGGCCGCAAAUCACCACCGUAAUUGAGAGCAACUUCUUCCGCCACGUAUCUUGUGUGAAUAACCAACAUUAUACAUGAAUUCAGUUUUUCAUGUUUGACUGAACGUGGACCUAGUCUGUUUCAUUCGAUCGAACUGCUGCUCAAACCACUUCGGACUGGUGAUCAGUUUGACCGAUCCGAAGCUUGUUGCUGCAAUCUGACUGGUCGUUUUAGGCGUUGAAAAUGGAAGUGAUGGUGAAAAAAUUUCAGUCAAAAUUCCGAAAAGUUAAGGAAGAAAUGAAUCGGUGGGAUGAGCUUCAAUCUUGUUUAAUUUCACAGUUUAGGAAUGCUUCUCAUAUUUUAGAUAGGUUGCAGGUGCUUCAGAUGUCCAACAAUUAUGGUACUCUAAACUGUGUCAGUGGUGUGAGAGAUGCUCUUUUGGAAAAGCAGAUUGGUUCUUUGAAUAACAUUUUGGUUUCCAUGAGAAAGACUUUGGAAGAAUUUCAUUGUAUUGUUGCAUCUCUUGAAAAACUUCAUUGUGAUGGUAGGCAACUAGUUAAAGGCAGUUCUUCUCGUACAACCAUGAAACAACUGCAGCAGCGUGUUGGUGUCAAACCUAGACUUAUUGAUUGCUUGGAUGGCCUGUUGUUUCUACAUGAGAUAUAUUACUCAGAGUAUUUGUUAAAAUCAUCAGUUGUAUCAGUACUAUCAGCAAUGGCCAUAAUGCCCAGUGCUUGCGAUCUUGGUGCACUACAACAACUCUUGGAUGAUGAACCUAAUCUCCUUACUGAGGAAGUUCAAUUUUUGUUGGAUACAAUAUUUGCUGAAGAACUGUGCUGAUGUCCUCUUCUGUGCUAUACUUGGGAAUGCUUGCGCUUUUGUACAUCAAUGGAGCCUUUUAUAACUGUUCUUUAGGGAUUUUGCUUUACUUUAGAAAAUAAAAUCUUGGUAAUGUUUUUUAUUUUUAGGUGUAAAUUAUAAUAUUAGGAAUUUUAAUUUUAGAACCUAAUAUUUGAGUUGGAUUUUGUAUCUAAUUAUGAACUGGGAUUCAAAUUUUGGUUAUUGUUGUUGGGUAAUUUAAAAAGGCAUGUGUUUAGAUAAGAUGAAAAA